UGAAAGUGGCGAAGAAGAGGAAACGGCUGUGGCUCUGCUGGACCUUGGACCAUACUUAUGUUAUUAUUCAUUUGUAUUAGGCGGUGCUAAUUAACAUUACCGACAGAGGCGAAGCAAAGCAAGAGUGACACAAUGGCAACAGAGGGGGAGCCCGCGGACUUGGUCAAAGUGCUACACCUUCUGAUGCUCUCUUUCUCCUGGGGAAUGCAGGUCUGGGUCUCCUUCAUAGCAGGUUUUGCAUUGGUGUGGCAGGUGAGUCUGCACACCUUUGGCCUGGUGCAGAGUAAGCUCUUCCCUGUGUACUUCUACUGUCUGCUGGGUAGCAACGCCGUCAGCCUGGCAGUCUACGCCGUGUACCACCCCAGGGAGCUGCUGGACUGGCAGGAAAGCGUGCAGAUGGUUCUGUACUUUGUGGCGCUGGUCAUGGUGGGUCUGAACGCCCAGUGGUUCGGUCCGGCGUCCACCGCGGUGAUGUUCCAGAUGAGGGAGGUGGAGAAGGAGCAUGACCUGGGGGACCAGAUUGGCCUGGGCAGCCAGAAGGAGGAGUACGCUAAACUCAGAGAGCAGGACCCCAAGUACAGGGCCUACAAGCGCACGUUUGGCCGCUACCACGGCUUGUCCAACCUCUGCAACCUGAUUGGGUUCAUCUGCACCACAACUAAUCUGAUCUACACAGCUCUGAAUUUAUCCACCAUUUAGAGAAGGGAUGGGUUUCAAUCCAGCGUAUGUGGACUUGAGAUAAAAACGCCCUCUGCAAAUAAAAGUGUAAGUUGCGUCAUGUAAAUGGAAUUAUACAGAGUUUUGCUUCUCUGCUGCAACAGAGUCUUUAUGAGGGACAAUGCCUUCAUUGAUGUUGGGAAGAAAAAAAAAACAAUGCUGACAGAAAAUGCUGAUAUAAAGAAGUAAACAGCAUUUCUGUUUACUUCUAUCCGUCAGCACUUUUCAUCGAGUCAAUCAGUAACUAGGCUGUCUCAAAAUAUAUGAUUUUUUCUAUUUGUUUUUUACGUUUGAUUAUAUUGCUCAUGAUCACACCCCCUAUUAAGAACAAAAUUGCUUUUAAAAACACAGUAAAAUGUAAUCACCAAACCUCACGUACCGUUCGGGCAAUUUACUUGCAUUCCCAGCAGGGGGCGAUGUUUGGAUGCAGGUGUAUUCAGAGAAAGGUUUGUUGCUGAGCACAUCAUAGAUGAAUGCAUUUUGAAUUAGUAAGAUAUUGUGUUUCGAGAUAUUUUCAUGAAAAUAAAUGUUCAACUUAUUAACUCUUGUAACAGCGUGCUAUUCUUUCAUUUGCAUCGGCUAUUAUUUCAUACAAUUUGUCACAGCAGGUUCGUCUUGCCAUGAUCGUUCUGCUCUGAAAACCAAACUUUUUUAUUUAUUGGAUUGGUUUGGACAUAAGCUGUCCUUUUAAUCCUCAUAUAUUCAUGUUGAUGAGAGUACCCAGGCCCAAAAACAGACAGCGCCUGGAUUUGGAAUAGGAAAGGUUUUAAUUUAAUUACCAGUGACGCACAUCAGGUUUUUAAGAGGACCAGCCUUGAAUGCAGAGAGCACUGCUUUUGCUGGCAAGCUCCAGGAUGAGAGAUGCACUGUCCUUGUUGCAGCUCCAACAUCAGCACUAAUGGAUUAUAAUGGAGGCAUUUCAAUAUAAAAAAGCAGGGCCUGAAAGUAAAGGGUCGAGGUUUCCCCUAAUGCUUAUUCAUCUUUGUCUUUUUUUUAAGAAGGAUUCUCUAUUUGCAAUCAAUAAUCAUUUAAUUAAAUUGUUUUUCUUGCUUUCCAGUUCAUAAAGAUACAGUACGGAAUAAAUAGACAGAAUUAACUCUAACAGCAGUUUGAUCUUGCUGACAUUAUGUCACUAUUUCCUUCUGUGUGUUUGAUAAAAAACACAGAGAGAAGAUGUUUUAGGAAUAAAACUUAAUGUUUUUGUGUUUGUAAAGAUUUACGUCUUCAGUAGGAACCAAUGCCUUUUUGUCAGUUUUGGAGAAUGUACAAGGAAGUUAGUCCAAGUGUCUCAACUAUACAUUUUAAAACUCUCAGAGAGACUUUUGACCGUCCUGUCAAACUUCUUCUGCAGUGGCAUCAGGAA
Messenger RNA from Anoplopoma fimbria (sablefish), 2080 nucleotides. It is a transcript of the gene tmem205, whose product is annotated as transmembrane protein 205. NCBI's taxonomy places the organism in Eukaryota, Metazoa, Chordata, Actinopteri, Perciformes, Anoplopomatidae. The transcript is spliced from 4 exons. The record is from RefSeq and is a predicted model, not a curated record. Bases 133 to 699 code for a protein of 188 amino acids.